GAUCUUGCGUCAGCUCUGGGAGAACAAAAGGACGCGCACCACCAGCCUAGCCGGCAUCGCUAUUACAUGCAACCACAGCCAUGGCGGGUUUUAUGCAUUUCCUCAAGACCAUCUUCGUACCACUCUUCCUGGCCGCAAUCCUCUACGUCCUCCUCGCCAUGAUAAUCCUCCCCUUUGUACGCCGCCACCGCAGUCGCUACAACCAGUACCUGCCCAUGCCCACUGGCGUCCCAGCCUUCGCGACAUCAGCCUCCUGGCGAACCAAACUGUCCGACGCCUUGUACAAUCUAUUCGCGCCCUCAGCCUGGGGACGGGACCGCACGGUCAUCGACGGCAGUGGACACCACGAGGACGAGCUGUUUGACGACGAGGAAGGCGAGGGUAUGGUCGGUUUUGAACCUAUUGACGAUAGGAGAAGGGAGGCCCUGGAGCAGCGCAGGAGUAUGAUGGAGGAGGAGAGGCGGCUCGGGAGGGAGCUGGAGGAGGGGUUCAAAGACGAUAGUGAGGAUGAGCACGAAGAUGAGAGGCGGCGGUCCCUUUCGCGGAAUCGAUAGGUCGAUGUAUACAACCCAGACAGCUGCCUAGAUGCAUAGGUGUAACUUUACUUCAAAAUACACUCUUCAGAUAUAUAUUUCUUAUUGUCUGCAAUAUUUCAAAUUCACUUCUCC
Molecule: messenger RNA, 668 nt
Organism: Cucurbitaria berberidis CBS 394.84
Lineage: Eukaryota; Fungi; Ascomycota; Dothideomycetes; Pleosporales; Cucurbitariaceae
Exons: 2
Coding region: 81-554 (157 amino acids)
Source: RefSeq, a predicted model, not a curated record